Messenger RNA from Tetrahymena thermophila SB210, 2265 nucleotides. RefSeq names its product intraflagellar transporter. NCBI's taxonomy places the organism in Eukaryota, Ciliophora, Oligohymenophorea, Hymenostomatida, Tetrahymenidae. Gene Ontology annotation, molecular function: protein binding. The record is from RefSeq and is a predicted model, not a curated record. Gene Ontology annotation, biological process: cilium assembly. The transcript is spliced from 13 exons. Gene Ontology annotation, cellular component: cilium; centrosome; intraciliary transport particle B.
AUGAAGUUUAAGGUUAAGAAGAAUGACAUUUAAAAACAUUCAGAAAUAGUGAAUGAUAUUGCCUGGACAAUUAACAAUGAGUUAUAUAGUAUUUCUGAUGAUAACGUCAUUUACAAAUGGGAUUGUAAUACAUUAUAGAAUGAAAAAUUCUUUGAAUUGGAUAGUUUCCCAACCGCUAUUGAUUGGAUGCCAGCUGGUAAUAAAGGAUUUAAUGAGACUGUUGCUAUUGGAUUUAGUGAUGGAAGUUUUAAGUUGAUUUCAAGACUAGGCAAGCUAGAAAAAGAAUUCAAGCAAGCUCAUAAAGAUGCUGCUCUUAUUACUCUAAAAUGGAACCAUGAUGGUAGUGAAUUUGCUACUGGUGGAGAAGAUGGUUCAAUUAAGACUUGGAGCAAAACAGGUAAUAUUAGAAGUAAUAGUUUAGCUCAAAUUGAUAAGCCAAUUUAUUGUUUAUGCUGGAAUCCUGACAGCAAUGCUAUUCUCUACUCUUCUGAAAAGAAUAUUUAUGUUAAACCUCUUUAACCAGGACAAAAAACUAUUUCAUGGAAAGCUCAUGAUGGUGUAGUUUUGAAAGCAGAUUGGAACGCUUGCAAUAAUUUAAUUCUAAGUGCCGGUGAAGACUGUAGAUACAAAGUUUGGGAUAGCUACGGAAGAUGCCUCUUCAGCUCAUCUCCAUAUGAUUACGUCAUUACCUCAAUUGGAUGGGCACCUAAUGGCUUAUACUUUGCUGUAGGUGCUUAUAAUAUGUUCAAACUUUGUGAUAAAACAGGUUGGACAUACUCUUUUGAUCGUACUGAUUCUGGAUCUUUACAAUCAAUCAAAUGGUCUGCUGACAGCACUAUUUGUGCUGCAGGUGGAGGUUUGGGACAUGUACUUUUUGGAUAUGUUGUUGAAAGAUCUUUAACUUAUGAAAACUUUGAAAUUAAUUUAAUUGAAGACAACAAGAUAACAGUUACAAAUCUAAUUCAUGAAAAUAUUGAAGAACUUAACUUCACUGAAAGAGUUAUCAAUCUCUCUAUGGCUUAUGCACAUUUAAUUGUUAAUACACAUUCUCAAUGCUACAUUUACUCAUUCUAAAACUGGAACACUCCAUAAAUAUUUGAUAUUAAAGAAGCUGUUUCUUUAAUUAUUUAGUCACCACGUUACUUCUGCUUGGUACAAGCAGUUUCUGGAAUUGUUGUAUACAAUUAUGAAGGUAAAAAGAUUUCUAAUCCUAAAAUCUAAGGCAUUAAAUUCGAAUUGCUUAACUCUUAGAAACUCUCUAUUAGUCAGGAUGUAUUAGCUAUUGUUGAUGGUAUUAAACCAAAAAAUAUUAGUUUUUAUGAUAUUGCUUCAGGUAAUAAACUCAACUUCACUUUAGACCACUCUCUUGAAAUACUUGAAAUUCAUUUGAAUAACUCGGACUAAGCAUCAGAUAGAAAGAUUGCUUUUAUUGAUUCUAAUAGAGAUUUUUAUUUAUCUCCCGUCCAUAAAAGAGAUUUAAUCAAACUUACUUCUAUGGCAGAUAGUUUCUUGUGGAAUGAUAAGCAUGAUAUAUUAUCUUGCAUAGCAGAUGGAAGGCUUCAAACUUGGUACUAUCCUAAUGCUAUAUAUGUUGAUAAAGAUUUGAUGGAUCUCUGUAAGAAUACAAAAGAAGCCGCAGAAAUAGGUAGAAUGAGCUAAAUGAUUAACUUCAAUGGCUCUUAAGUAAUUUUAAGAAGAAAAGAUGGAGGAUUGAUCACUCUAAAUAUUUCUCCUUAUCCAAGCAUAUUGUUUGAUUUCUGUGAAAAGAAUAAAUGGGAAAAGGCAAUUAAGCUUUGCCGUUUUGUUAAAGAGUCCUCUUUGUGGGCUUGUUUGGCUGCUGUUUCUCUUCACUCACGUGAACUUAACACAGCUGAAAUAGCUCUUGCAUCAAUUGAGGCUGCUGAUAAAGUUAAAUAUAUAGAGUAUAUUAAUGAAUUACCAUCUGAUGCAUCUAAGUAAGCUGCCUUAAGUGUAUACUUCCAUAAGAAUCUUGAAGCAGAGUAGCUCUUGAUUAAAAACAAGUUAAUUUAUAGAGCAAUUAAACUUAAUAUUAAACUAUAUAAAUGGAAUAGAGCCCUAGAAUUAGCAGAAUAAAAUAAUUAGUUUGUAGAUAUGGUAUUAGGUUACAGAAAAAGAUACCUUGAGUAAGUUAAAAAAGAAGAGACAGAUAAGAAAUUCUUGCAAUUAAAGGUUGAAGUUAAUUGGCCAGAUAUAAAAAGCAGAAUAAAAGCAGAAAAAGAAAGAGAAGCAAAACAAAAAAGAUGA